GCUCCAUAUAUUCCGUGAAAAUUUGCUCGACUUAACAACUAUACAAAGCGAUCUGAUCCUGCGAGGGUUUUACGUACGCGGCGCUUGGUUGAAGCAGGCAACAACAUGGGCAACGCCGCCGCCGUGCCGUCGUCGUGCGCUUCGGCGGACGCGGCGCCGUCGACGACGCCGACCAUCAAGCUGCUCAUCGCCAAGGAGGCCCAGGUCGUGCUCUUCGCCGAGGCCGGCAAGGACGUCGUCGACUUCCUCGUCGGGCUCCUCGCCAUGCCGGUCGGCGCCGUGGUGAAGCUGCUCGCGGGCGAGAACGCGCUCGGCGGCGUCGCGAACGUGUACGCCAGCGUGAGGAGGAUGGACGCCGCGUACAUGCAGAGCGCGGAGGCGCGCGACGCGCUGCUGAACCCGGCGCCGGCGCACCCCUGCCUCGCCGCCACCGCCGGUGGCUUCCCGUCCCUCGUCCAGCCCCCGCGCGUCCAGGCGCCGUACGUUGCUCCUCCUCCUCCUCCGCCGCCGCCGCCGGGCCACCCGGCCUACCAGUGUUCGACCAUCCGGCCGACGACCCCGUCUCUGCCGUCUCUGAAGGCGGCGUUCCCGCCCUUCGGCGCGGGGAUGUCGUCGGACACGGGCUGCCGCUGUUCGACCUGCCUCGCCGCCGCCCAGACUGGCAAAGGGUUCGUGCGGGACGUGGUGACGUACACCGUCAUGGACGACCUCACCUUCAUGCCCAUGUCGAGCAUCUCCAGCAUCGCGCUGCUCAGCAAGCUCGGCGUCGAGGACCUCUCCGCGCUCGAGGAAAAGACGGUCAAGAUCGGCUACCAAGAGGGUUUGGAGAUUCUGAAGGCAUCGUUGCAGUCCAAGACCGUGUUGACAGAUGUCUUCCUGAACAGGAAGAAGAAGGCUCGUGCCGGCGACAAGCACCAUAGAUCCGGCGACAAGAACGUCGACGCCCGAGCAACGAGCGAGAAGAAAGACGCCGCCGCCGCAGUCCAGAUGGAGAAGAGCGCGCCGCCGAUGCCACAUGAUUUUGACGUCUAGUUCAGUUCAGAUUAAUGUCAAAAAAACAGAUCCUACUUUUGAAAGAACUUUACCACCAAACAGAAGCAUAAUGCGUUGGUUGAUUUCUGCGACGUUCUUGUAGGAGGCCUUUAAAA
Oryza sativa Japonica Group (Japanese rice) is the source of this 1148-nucleotide messenger RNA. RefSeq lists its product as uncharacterized. Lineage: Eukaryota; Viridiplantae; Streptophyta; Magnoliopsida; Poales; Poaceae. The record is from RefSeq and is a predicted model, not a curated record.